Messenger RNA from Asparagus officinalis (garden asparagus), 1078 nucleotides. RefSeq lists its product as uncharacterized. The record is from RefSeq and is a predicted model, not a curated record. Bases 267 to 710 code for a protein of 147 amino acids. The transcript is spliced from 8 exons. NCBI's taxonomy places the organism in Eukaryota, Viridiplantae, Streptophyta, Magnoliopsida, Asparagales, Asparagaceae.
GUGGGAGGCGAUGAAGCACAAUCCCAGACUAGUUUUGGAGUGGUGCGUUGAAGAGCAGGCGAUUCUUGAAGAGGGUCUCAGUAUUCUUCUGAAACACCUCUGUUUCGAUAUGCGAAAAUUGCCUCACAACUGCAGGGGAAGUCUGCGAGAGAUGUAGCCUUGAGGUGUAGAUGGAUGAGUCUUUCCGGUGGUGGCUUGUUACAUAAAUGGAUCAGAUUUUGUAAAGGGAUCAGUUGAAGGUGCAGAUUACAGGUUUAAUUCAGAUAAUGAUAUUCUGUGCGGAAAAGGAAAGCACAAAGAGGAGGAAAGAAGAGGAUACUAAUCCCAGGAAAAGCAAAGAUAAACGGGAGCGGGUGACAGACCCUUUAGCAAAAGCAUCAUCUCAUUUGGGAAGACGUCCUCCAUAUUUGCCGAUGCUUCCUUUGGUCAAUGAUGAUGAAAUCUCAUAUAAAGAUAUUGAUCCACCAAUGAGAAAGCUCCUUGAGAAUAACGAUCAAAUAUUCAAGAAAGUGCAUGUAAACCUGAGUAACUUACAGGUACAGGAAAACAUUCAACUGUUAUGCCAAGCGCGGGACAACUUGAAUAGCGUCAUGAUCAAAGUGUAUGCCACCCCCGAAAUGGCAAUGCAAAUGCCACCAUUUCCAGCAAAGAUAAACAUAGAGCUCACGAACUCUAUCCUCCCAAGUAGGAUAAAUACAAACCUCAAAUGAGAUGCUGGACUUGUCAAAAGGAUUUGGGUUCUCUCAUCAGGUUGAAGAACAAAAUCAUACAUCGGCAUUAUCCAAAACCCUUGUUCAUUUUCGGAUCAGUAGGUAGGAGAAGUCCCCUUUUUACCUCUAUCAGUCGGUUUGUAAUCUUCAUUCAGCUUAGCUCAUACUUUAGUUGUACAAACUCGUGCAGUGUGGGCUUAUGUAGAUAUAUAGUUCUUGUAGAUAUAAGAUAGGGCUAGACAGUUUUGUAAGAUACAGGAUGUUACAUUAACUUGUCCAAAAGAAAAUAAUCUGCCUGCCUACACACUGUAUAUUCCUUAGUUUCUGGUUGCUGAAUCAAAAGCUGUAAAUACAGUUAGAUUACUCAA